AUGGUAGGGGGGUUGAUUAUGGUGUUCGGUUUAUGGGGAGUUGAAGGGGGGCAGGUGGGAGUUGGGGGGGACUGUGUGGGGUGGGGCGCCUGGGUGCUGGGAUGGAAGGUGGAGGUUGAGGGGAGUGACUUAGUGGAGAAGGCAGAGGGGGGGGAGUCGGGGUGGGAGGAGGAGAGAGACAGUGGUGGGCACGGUUGUCGGUCAGAGUGUUGUAGUGUGCUGGGGUAG
Messenger RNA from Knipowitschia caucasica, 228 nucleotides. The record is from the annotation of a GenBank genome assembly. Lineage: Eukaryota; Metazoa; Chordata; Actinopteri; Gobiiformes; Gobiidae.